GACUCAUUUGGGAUUCCGCUGUGCACGUAGCACCGUAGAUAACAAUUGUGGUGUCCUCUAGCGCCAUCUAGCGGACGCAUUUACAAAGCAAUCUCAUCCUCAUCAUCUUGUUCCUCUAGAGUGGAAGCAAAGCACCGAGUUGCUUUAUCGCAGGGGUCGCAAGUUGAGGUGAAAUGGAUCCUCUCCAAGGGAAGCAGCCCCAUGUUGGUUGGAAGUUAUUUUAAGACGGCUCGAUAAUGUGGAGGCAUGCUUGGAAUUCUGAUGCCUGAGCGCCAUCAUCAUCGUCAUUAACAUGCAAACAUCACUCGUGGGGAUUACCCUUCCUUCGUGAAGCUUCUUGUUUCCGGGCAGACCAAUGGGCGCUCCUGCUUGGGCUCUUCUUUCUCGCCCAGCCUCUUGUGUUUAUUAAUACACCUAAACAGAUUUGAGGUUGUCAUAGUCACACAUAGCUGCAGUCAAACUGUGGAGGGUGCAGGGGGGCGGGGUUGUGGAUCUUCAUACCCGCUCCCGCACAUUUUGCUUUGUCAUUUGCAGCAACCGGAUUCAUCCACAGGCCGGAGAACAAGUAACAGGGGAUGGAUCGUGAAGUUGAUGCAAACAGCAGUUUCAAGCAUUAGAGCCUCGCCAUGGAGGACGACAGCGAUCCGCCGUUUGAUUUCACGCCUCUCUUCAUCCAAGAAGAAAAUGCCGAUCCCGAGAGUAACUGGUCGGCUUUCACGAGGACGCAGGCGAGUCAACCGUCUUUAAUGGGGACGUACUUGCACGAGAUGGACGACUUACUCGAGAGGUGCGAGGAGUCAAAUGCAGAAGAGAUGCUCGGCCAAAGAGAAACUUAUUUUACCACCGCGGAAGAAGACAUGCCCGUCACUUCGGCGGGAAGCAAACUGAGCGACACCAUGGUGCGAUAUGAAGAUCAACUCAUGGGGAUGUUGGCCAUGCUGGAGAGCUGUAUGGAGGAGGCGGAAAUCGAUUUCCAGGCCAACCAGGAGUAUGUCCAUGUGAAUCAAGUCGAGGAGCUGACGUCGGAUAGUCUCAGCGUUGAUCAUCAGGAAUCUGAAUCGGACCUUCACGAGCGUUCCGAGCCAGCGGUUGCUUGCGCUUCCAAAGUGGAUGAUAGCAAUGUCACGGAAUUUCCACCCGAAGCCUUGGAGAUUAAUUUUGCAGUGGAUGGAUUCGAGGAACUGAAGUGUCAGAUGGAGGAGUGCAUUGAGGAGCUGCAGCGCUUAGAGAGGAGGAGGAAGGACUUACUGGCAGAAGUGCUGGAGCUGAGGCGGCAGGAACUCCAAGAAGAACCGGAGGAAAACAUUUCAAGCAAAGUAAGCCAGGUGAUGGCAGUGUUAAGAAAGGAGGAGGAAGACCGGAGAGAGGAGAGAAAGAAGGAGGUGGGGCUCCUUAGGUCAGAAGUGGCCGAAGAAGAGCGGCGAGUGUGGAAGGUGGAAAUGGAAAAGCAGGAGUUGCUCAACCAGAUGCGCAAGCUGAAGAUGCAGUUGUUCACCAAAACCAGGGAGAACGCCUACACCCAGGCGGCCCUCAACAAGCGACGCCACGAAAUGGAUCUCCAGAAGAGAGAUGAGGAGAAGCUACAGACCUCGCUCCAGCAAAUGACCGAGGAGGGCUCGCAGAUCAGGUCGGCCCAUCAACAACGUCUCCAGGACCUUCGAGAGGAGCUUCGACUUUGCAACGCCGGCCGGAUCUGCGAGGCGAAACAGGAGGAACUACUCGAGAGGAACUCCUGCAAGGACAUCCAGCAGUACCUGCAGGACAGUUUGAAGGACCUCCAGAACAAGUAUGAACCCAUGUUGCUGGCCCUUCAGAAGAGGAAAGAGACAACAACCAGCGCUUGUGUAAAAGCUAAAGAGCAGACCCGGGAGCUCAAGGCCCAGCUUGGACCCCUGCGGGAGGAGACGCAAACGCAGGUCCUGCAGAGAGCCUGCUUGGAGGAGAAACUCAAACUUGUUCACAUCCAGAUGAGAGAAGAUGCCGAGCACUAUGAGGAGAACAUCCGUUGUCUCGAGAGGAGCAGCAGAGAGUUGAAGACGGAGUUGACCGUACAGAAAAGACAAAUCAAAGAGGCGGCAGAGUUGCGAGAUCACCUUUCCAAACAACUCCUCCUAUAUAGGUCUGCUGCGGGGGACCACCAGACACCCGAACAUCAAAAACAAACAUGAUUUACCGCUCUAGAUAAGUUUUUGAUACGCAGAAGAGGAUAGAAUGCACUUUACACAUAAUUUUGCAUUGUUUACCAAAUUAGUUUGAUGUGUUCUGGACUCCUGCUGCAGAAACGGUACUUUUAAUGACAAUACAAUUUUU
Molecule: messenger RNA, 2310 nt
Organism: Syngnathus acus (greater pipefish)
Lineage: Eukaryota; Metazoa; Chordata; Actinopteri; Syngnathiformes; Syngnathidae
Gene: sync
Product: syncoilin, intermediate filament protein
Exons: 7
Coding region: 627-2168 (513 amino acids)
Cellular component (GO): intermediate filament
Source: RefSeq, a predicted model, not a curated record